This is a messenger RNA of Helobdella robusta, 675 nucleotides long. RefSeq lists its product as hypothetical. The record is from RefSeq and is a predicted model, not a curated record. Gene Ontology annotation, cellular component: signaling receptor complex. The transcript has 4 exons. NCBI's taxonomy places the organism in Eukaryota, Metazoa, Annelida, Clitellata, Rhynchobdellida, Glossiphoniidae. Gene Ontology annotation, molecular function: transmembrane receptor protein tyrosine kinase activity; ATP binding. Bases 1 to 675 code for a protein of 224 amino acids. Gene Ontology annotation, biological process: cell surface receptor protein tyrosine kinase signaling pathway; positive regulation of kinase activity; protein phosphorylation.
AUGCUGAGAAAAAUACGACACACAAACAUUGUUCACAUGAUUGGUGAUUGUAGGAAAGGUGAUAAUUUAUAUUUAAUUAUAGAGAUAAUGGCGAAUGGUUCUUUACUAAAUAUGCUGAGGAACGAUGCAGGCUCAACUAUUGAAACCCAAGAUCUCAUAAAAAUCGCACUUCAAGUUGUAUGUAGUGCGAUGAAAUACCUUGAAAAAAACUUCAUUGCUCAUAGAGAUUUGGCGGCUAGAAACGUUUUAGUUUCUAAAUACAAAAAUGUGUUCAAGGUAAGUGACUUUGGAAUGGCUUUGGAUUUAAAUCAGAAUAAUCUUUACAAACAAGCAUCAUCUAAGGUACCAGUUCGAUGGACCGCACCAGAAGUUUUGCGGAACAAAAACCAUGAACUCAGGUCGGACGUUUGGUCAUAUGGCAUUUUAUUAGUGGAAAUAUUUUCUUUCGGAGAAACUCCAUACCAAGAGUGGAACGUGCACGAAGUCGUGAACCGCGUCUUGGAUGGGUGUAAACACAGACAGCCGCGAAACUGUCCUAACAACGUUUAUGCAAUCAUGAGUCAAUGCUGGUUCAUGGAACCAAAGAGAAGACCUUCUUUUGUCGAACUAUUUUCAUUAUUCGAAUCACUCAUUAGUGGACACUAUCAACUUUAUCUAACAGUAGACGGUUGUUGA